AUGUCAACAAAUGAUAAUGGUUCUAGGUUACCUGUGUGGGCACUAACACCAACUGAAGAAUUAGAAGCAAGACAUAAUUUAAAAGACUUUACUCACCAGCAAUGUGCCGAUGUUGUCGCUGAUAUGAUGAAUUGUGCAAAAGAGCAUGGUCUUAAGGCAUUUCCAGCAUGCAAUAAACAGAAAGAGGCCAUGAGUAGAUGUCUACUAUUUUAUCAAAAGGAUCCAAAAUACUUAGAUGCUGAAAGAGAUAAAAUUAUUAGAAAAAAAAUUCAAAAAUUAGAACUGGAUAUGAAAAAAUCAAACUCUGCGAACCCUACUGUAAAUUAA
Messenger RNA from Henningerozyma blattae CBS 6284, 327 nucleotides. RefSeq names its product Cmc1p (gene CMC1). The record is from RefSeq and is a predicted model, not a curated record. The transcript has a single exon. NCBI's taxonomy places the organism in Eukaryota, Fungi, Ascomycota, Saccharomycetes, Saccharomycetales, Saccharomycetaceae. The coding region runs from base 1 to 327 and encodes 108 amino acids.